AUGAUUCGAAAAAGGAGAGAUGAUUGUGCACAAUACAAGGUUGAAUCGUCAAAUCUAGUUGUGUUCACUAUUUAUGAUGAGGAAACACCCUACAUUGUAAACAUGGAGAAAAAAACAUGCACCUGUAGGAGAUUUGAGUAUGAUGAAAUGCCUUGUUCACAUGCAAUGGCAAUCAUCAUAAAGCAAAAGCUAAAUUGUUAUGAUUAUGUCUCUUACUACUACACAAAUGAAGCAUACAUCGCAACUUAUGAAGACUUCAUAAUGCCAUUAGGAGAUCAACAUUCAUGGGAAUUGCCUGCAGAACUAACACAACAUGAAGUUUUACCACCGUUGACUAAACGUCCAGCAGGAAGGCCAAAACAAACUAGAUACCGAGCUUUCAGUGAGUAUAAAGUACAAAAUUUAUGUGGUCGUUGCGGUGGUAAGGGCCACAACAAGAGAACAUGCAAAAAUGAAUCAUUAAUAAAAACUACCAAUAAGCAGAAGAGUGUUUGA
Messenger RNA from Humulus lupulus (European hop), 495 nucleotides. RefSeq lists its product as uncharacterized. Gene Ontology annotation, molecular function: zinc ion binding. Lineage: Eukaryota; Viridiplantae; Streptophyta; Magnoliopsida; Rosales; Cannabaceae. The transcript is spliced from 2 exons. The coding region runs from base 1 to 495 and encodes 164 amino acids. The record is from RefSeq and is a predicted model, not a curated record.